This is a messenger RNA of Melopsittacus undulatus (budgerigar), 3414 nucleotides long. It is a transcript of the gene CD47, whose product is annotated as CD47 molecule. Lineage: Eukaryota; Metazoa; Chordata; Aves; Psittaciformes; Psittaculidae. The record is from RefSeq and is a predicted model, not a curated record. Bases 77 to 1045 code for a protein of 322 amino acids. Gene Ontology annotation, cellular component: extracellular exosome; plasma membrane. The transcript has 10 exons. Gene Ontology annotation, molecular function: thrombospondin receptor activity. Gene Ontology annotation, biological process: positive regulation of phagocytosis; positive regulation of cell-cell adhesion; positive regulation of inflammatory response.
CCCCUGCGCGGAGCCGCCCGCUGCGGCGCCCAGCUCCGGAGGCCGAGGGGCAGCCUGGCCUCGCCGCCGCUCCGCCAUGUGGCUGCUGCCUGCUUGGGUGCUGCUCAGCGCCGUGGCCGCCGGUUCUGCCCAGUUGAUAUUUAGUGGGACAGAUGUUGUUGAAAGAACUGACUGUAAUAAGACUGUCAUUUUACCUUGCUAUGUGACUAAUCUGAAGGAGAACAACACAAAUGUCAUGUUUGUGACAUGGAAAAAACAAGGGAAAAUCAUUUUUUCUUUUGAUGGAAGAAAACAGGAGUUUUUCAGAGAUCCCGAGUUUCGAUCAGCUGAGUUAGUAUCUCAGGCGGAUUUACCCAAAGGUAUUGCCUCUCUGAUGCUUAAUGGUGCAGAAGCAGCUGUUGGAAAUUACAGCUGUGAAGUAACAGAAUCAAACAGAGAAGGAGAAACAAGAAUUGAACUUAGGAACCACUCAGUUGUCCGUUGCAGUGAGGAAAAUACCCCAGCAUCAAAGGAGAUAUGUGGAUCAUGGUUUCUUCUAAUGGAAAGGGCUAUCAUCAUAGCGGUACUGUUCUUAGUUAUUAUUUUGUGUGCGGCUCAGUUAAGUGCUAUUGUAUUAAAAUAUGAAACUGUACCUCAGAAGAAAACAGGCAUUAUUGUAGCAGUUGCCGCCUUCGUAGUUGCUGCUGUUGUAGGCACUGUUCUUUUUGUCCAAGAUGGCUAUACUGCACAGAAUCAAGCUGGUCUCGGCCUGAUUGUACUCCCUGCUGUGAUUCUGGUACCGCUUCAAUAUGUUAUGUUUGGAAUUGUUUUUGAUAGCCUACCGCAAGCAGCAUUUGCUCUGAUAGGUUUGCACAUCCUUGGUUAUGUAAUCGCUGUGGUUGGUUUUGCACUGUGUGUCUCAGCCUGUCCUCCAUUACAUGGGUCUGUUGUGAUUGCUGGCUUAGCUAUUAUGGCCAUUGCAAAUUUGCUUAGUCUGGCUUACGUGUUUAUUAUGGGUUCCAGAAUGAAAGAUCAUCCUCGUCCAGGGAACUGCAGAGCAAUGUGAUACGUGAAAAGUACACCGUUGUUGAUACACCGUGGCCUUGAAGAUGCACUACUCAACAAGAAGAAAUUCAGGAAACUAGUUGUUUUGCAUGUGUGGCAAAAGUGCUUUUGAUAUAAAUGAGGUAAUUUUAUAGUCACAGCAGCUGUAGCAAGGAACAUGUGUGUUUGCCCACAUGUGAUCUUUAUUUCUUUUGUUAUGGUAUACGUGGGAUGUUGGAGGGUGAGCAUAUGAAAAGCACUGUUUGCCCACUGCAGGGUCUCCCUGCAGGAAUCCUUAGUGGUAUUAUUUUCAAAAGCUAUCAUUAGUCACUGCUUUGAUAAUGGGCCUGCUCGGCCCACAGAUCGCAAUACCAUUUAGACUAUUGUUUUCUUUAUUUGUGUGCAUGGGCAAGGUAUGGUCAUACGUCUAUGAUACAAGCAGGAAAUCAAGACUGUACAAAUACAUCUUUUCUGACAUUCAGCAAAACGUUUCUAUAAAAACAAACAAAUAAAAUGCUUAGACACAAAGUUCCAUCAGUACAAAGUUUACUCCCAGCUCUCCUUAAGUUAUUAACUGGGUUCUCCUGAUUCCAUGAACCAGUAGUGUUCCUCUCUAUGGACAGUAGUCGUGUGUGCUCUGGUGGCCAAUAUUUUAGUCCAGUGAGAGCGUUCUCUGUGCCUCUUCUGUAUUCUUUGGUGAGAAACUGCUCAGCUGUUGGAGCCUAAUUCAGCACUGGAAUUAUGGAGCACAGCAGCUAGUAAUUUUCAUGCUGAAUGCGGUUCUUGUGUGUGUUCAUGUCGUGUGGUGUGUGGUACUGGAAGCAACUUCAGCCUUUCUUAACUCAGUGAUUUUGUAAAAGUCAUGGAUGCUUCAUAAAAAUAGGAGUUGUCCUAUUUAGUGUAUAUUUGACAGAGUUUUAAAAUCUUGUUUUGGAAACAAGGAGCUAUUUCAUUUCUGACCCAAGUUUGUGAUGCUGCCGUUACAUCACAAAUAGAUAAAAUAGAAAGUAAGUAGGAGGAGCUGAUGAGAAGCGAGGAGGCUCAGUUUCUGUAUAUAUGUAAGUGGUGCAGUUAAAAACCAUUUUUUUCUAGGACUUGCACAUUCCAUGAGAUUUUACCACGUUUUAUAACUGUUUUGAGAGUUGUUCCAAUGCAGUUGGCUUCUCUUGGGCUUCAUGUAUACUUUGUAGAGAUCUUGAUGCUGUCUCCUUUUGGGACUAUCUUUCAAAGGCACACACGGUUUUCUCCUCCUAACAAUUAGAAACUUUGUUUGGAAAACUGUUACCAAACAGUCAUGUGAAAAAAAACAAAUCAUGUCUUUAAAGAUAUUUGAGUAAUGUGGCACAUCUCAGAGUUGGAUGUUAUAGGCUAAGGUUCUUAUCCAUGUUUGGGUGCAUGUUGCAGGGAUUCUGGUCUCUGCAUAUUGAGCUCCAGUCUGGAUGCAGACACCUUGCAUCAAUAAUUCAACAGUAUAAAACUGAGGUAUCUGACUGUACAACACUGACUCAUAAACAGCCCUCUUGCUAGGGCUGCAGGAUUGAACAGCUUCAAGCAGCCCAUGGUCCAGCCCUUGCUCAAAUCAGUGGAACUGGCCACAGUGAAGAGGGUUAUUAAUGUGAUAAAAAGUUAAGAAGCGUUUAUGAUUUACACUUUGCUUUCAUACCUUCAAGUUUGUCAGUGGGAGUAUUCAUCUGAGGUCUGAAUCCUGAUACAGACUUUUCCAUAAUCACAACAAUCUCUAUCUAAAGAAAGGGAGAUUACCUCCGUUAACAAUUCAGUCUAAGAAUUGACCUGAUUAAGUACCAUGCAGAGCUCCCUGUUUAUAACUAGUGAUUUCCUCUGGCAAGCUAGAAGUUGAGCAGUUGAGGAAUAAAAACCAAACCAACUGGAAUUAUAUUGUGGUAUUCUGCCUUAUAAAAACCAUUAUGUAUAAUAGCUUUAUGUUAACUUCUGUAAAGCAGACUGCAGUAGAACCUGUUUGUGUCAUGGUGGGAUGAGGCCGAGCUGUUACUAAGCAUCACUGAAACAAGAGGAGCUCGAUGGCUGUGUACAGGCUGCAGGAGCAAUUGGCCCCGAAAUGGGAGAAACCCACUCUCCUGUUGUUGUGUUAAGGGCUUUGCUCUGGAUUUCAUGUGGGUACAGAGUUACAAGUGAGCAUUCAAAAUGAUAACACUCAGCCUUUUCCCACCAGUAUUUUCAGACCAAAGUUGUUCAUAACUGUAUGCUUCCAUUCGUGAGUGUACCUAUGUGUGUAUAUAUAAAUAUAUAGACAUUUUAAAUAUCUAUAGCUCUAUAGUCUUUACCCAAGAAAAUGUUUUUAUUUAUGAAUUCUGAAACAAUUUUGUAAAUAUUGUGCUAAUAUACUUAAAAAAUAAAGUCAUUUUAAGUUGU